ACGCGGUUGUGUGUGGGAUCAAAAAAAGAGAAAGAGCAUUUUAUAUGUACCAAACCCCGCGUAACUUGUGUUACACUUGGAAGUUGGAACCUUAGUUUAAUUUGUUUUAUAACAACGAUAAAGUUUUGUUUUCUUAUGCUCAUUGACUCAUUGUCUUCUAACUACACACCUUCGUUCUUCUUUGUCUUCCUCUUCUUCCUUAUCCAAUUCUUAAACAUGGUUCUAGCUACACUCUUGCUAUUACUGCUUUUCAUUGCAGCCAUCAUCAACAUCUUUUUUAACAUACCCACUAACAAGAUUUGUGCGUGCCUUCAAAUUUUGUUCCCCAAGAAGACCAAAACCAAUACUACUGCUGAAGCUCCAUCAUCAUCUUCUAGAUCCUCAGCAGCAUCUGCGUUGAGGAAAGAGGAGCUUAGGAAGGUGUUUUCGACUUUCGACAAGAACGGGGACGGGUUCAUCACAGGGCAGGAGCUGAAGGAGUCACUGAGGAACAUCAGAAUGUUGAUGACGGACACAGAGAUUGAUGACAUUGUUGUCAAGUUUGAUUCCAACGGGGACGGGUUGCUUGAUUUCGAAGAGUUUUGCUUGCUAACGAGGGAAUUGGGAGGUGAAGUUGAACAAGAGGAAGAAGAGGUGAACUUGAAGGAGGCGUUUGAUGUGUUUGACAAAGACAAAGAUGGGUUAAUAUCAGUGGAGGAGCUUGCUUUGGUGCUAACUUCCUUGGGAUUAAGGGAAGGGAAGAAUAUUCAAGAGUGCAGGGACAUGAUUAGGAAGGUUGAUAUGGAUGGUGAUGGCAUGGUUAAUUUUCAUGAGUUCAAGAAAAUGAUGAUCAAUAACAAUGGAGGAAACCGUUUCAAUCCAUCCAUCUUUUCAUAAAACCCUCAUCACCAUGCAAAUUCUGUAUUCUCUAUUGUAUAUUACUAUUGUCACUCAUUCAUUUUGAAGUUUCUUUGAUAUCUAUAUGUUUGACUUAUUAUUAUGACUACCUUAUAAAUUUUCAACUAUUAUUUCAAGAAGCAAGAUGCCAAGAUUUGUGAUUUGAUGCUUAGGUUAGGAUUUUCCCUCCACCAUGGUUUUAAUUUCUUUAAUAAUUAGAGGGAUGUUAGACAUUUUAUAAAACAUUUUAAAGCAGAAAUAUCCAGGUGUAAAGGGGACCAAAACUUGAAAGUUUGGCUUACAGAAACAGAACACCCUAAGGCAUGGGUACGAACAAUGCUUCCUCAAUCUCUCAUUAUGUGGGUGGGUUAUUGCUUCCCUUUUUCCAGUUCCUUCUUCAAAGGGUGUCAACAAAAGCAAAAGUGCAUAUAAUGAUGAAAGUAAUGCUGGCUUUCUGCAUGGUCCAGGUCCAUUCCUAUGUGUCUUUUAGUUUU
Arachis ipaensis is the source of this 1370-nucleotide messenger RNA. Its product is annotated as calmodulin-like protein 2. The record is from RefSeq and is a predicted model, not a curated record. NCBI's taxonomy places the organism in Eukaryota, Viridiplantae, Streptophyta, Magnoliopsida, Fabales, Fabaceae. Gene Ontology annotation, molecular function: calcium ion binding.